AUGGCGGAGACUCCGGAUUACCGAUGGCUGUUCAUCGGCCUAGUGGCGCUUCUCGUGUGGUUCUCAAUGAACGAUCUAGGGGCUUCGAAUAUGCCGAAAGAAGAAUCAACCAUGGAUUUGAAGGAGAUUCCAUCACCGAAAUUCAACAAGUUCAUGGGACCAACUCGGGUCUUCGAGCAGUAUGCUGAGCUACUGCGUGAGAGGUACCCGGAUAUUCUCAUUGAAGGAGAUAAUUUUCCUCCUCCGACCCUGAAAAUGUAUCUUGCCCAAUUUCUGGGAGUAUUCAAACUGGUUCUCAUCGUCGCGAUUGUUGCGGGCGCAGAAAGCCUCUCAAUGGUCGGAAUCAGUCAGGCACCGGAAUGGUUUCAAAGUCUCACCCGUCACAAGUUAUAUUCCUGCCUUAUGGUGUUUUUUUUAUCAAAUGCGUUAGAGGGCCAAUUAAUAUCUACCGGCGCCUUCGAAGUUUGGUAUAACGAUGUUCCUUUGUGGUCUAAAAUGCAAGUCGGGAGGAUUCCAAAUCCGCCAGAAUUAUUCCAGAUACUUGAAAAUCAUCUCAGGCUACAGCAGAGAGGAUUGCAUCUGGGGGAUUCUUUUACA
Molecule: messenger RNA, 597 nt
Organism: Notodromas monacha
Lineage: Eukaryota; Metazoa; Arthropoda; Ostracoda; Podocopida; Cyprididae
Source: the annotation of a GenBank genome assembly